UAGUUACAAACAAAGCGUGUUACUAUAGGUCAAAUUCUAAGCUACAGACUUUAUUAUAAAAUUGUCCUAUCAUUACAUUAUCUGGCAACUACGCAUCCGUCCUCCAUUCGUGGUUUCAGUGCUCCUAUCUUCAGUGUAACUACGACCGUAAUGACCUCACAUAUAAUUAAAGAUUUAUUUUUCGCAGUUUUAGCGUAGCGUGCGUUGUGUGAUAGUGUUAUUUUUGUGAAGUGUUACAGGAUGUUGUUAAAGUAGGAUGGCCGAACAGCAGCGCGAGGCACCCGAGCGCGUUUUGGAACAGCAGAUUCUGCAAUUAAAAAAGCAACAUCAGCUGCAACACCAGAUUCUUCUGCAACAUUUUCAGCAGCAACAACAACAUCUCGCCGAACAACAUGAAAGACAGCUUCGACAACAUCUCAAGGAGUUUUGGGAUCAACAAAAACAAUUGCAGGAGAUUCGCGAACGGGAACAGCUUGAAGCGCUCAGACGAAAAGAAAAACACGAACAGAGCGCGGUGGCCUCAUCUGAGGUCAAACAAAAGCUGCAGGUGUUUUUAAAACAACGUGCUUCGGGAUGCUCGAAGACACCCCAACAGGAAAACUCGUGGUCAGAAAGCAUGGAUAUAGAAGGCUGCAAUCAACCCCCUGGAAGCGAUUUUCCGUUAAGAAAAACCGCGUCCGAACCAAAUCUAUUAAAAGUCCGUUUAAAACAACGAGUUAUGGAGCGUCGUUGUAGUCCGAUGAGUAAACGACACCUCCCACCUUCUUUAAAAAAGAAGUUACUAAGUUCUUGCCUACCGCCCAGUGAUUCACCUCCACAGGAGCCACCCAAGGAACUCAGUCCGCCGUGCGAAGCUGAAGAAUAUCAACGGCACGCGCUUUUCAGCAGCCCAUCGAUGCCAAAUAUUUCACUAGCCGCCCACCAUGUCUUGUCGCCCGACCUGUCAGAGGCCGCCGUAAGGGCGGCUUGCACGGCUCGUUUAGGGAUGCCACUGACGGGGCAAAUGCUACCUGGUACCUUACCAUAUUACCCUUCAUUACCUGCCAUUGAAAGCGAACACGAAGAAACUCCCCUGGAUACAAUUAGUGAAUUACAAGAACCGACACAGAGAGGGGUUAUUCGUCCGCUGGGUCGUACGCAAUCGUCUCCUCUUCCUCUAGGUCAUCCCCUUUUGGACGGCGGAGGACCGCCGCUUAUUUUGCCCCCUCCUCCGCCACCCGAAGAGCAAGAACAACGAGAUGCAGAAUUGCACGGAAUGGAGCCCAGAAGUAUACGACCUCUGUCUCGUGCGCUUAGUAGUCCUGUGGUUCAUUUAGGCGGGCCAGGCCCUCCAAUUUUAACGCGAAGGAGGGCGUCUAGUACUCCAACCACCGGGUUGGCCUUUGAUAGUCAAAUGUUAAAACAUUCUUGUAUAUGUGGGAAUAAUAUAGCUCAUCCGGAACAUGCAGGACGACUGCAGAGUAUCUGGGCACGUUUAUUAGAAACGGGAUUAGUGCAACGAUGUGACCGUCUUCGUCCCAGGAAGGCGUCCACGCAGGAAUUACAGGCUUGCCAUUCGGAAGCUCACGUAUUAUUAUAUGGUACAAGUCCACUCAAUAGGCAUAAAAUGGACGUUAGCAAACUUGGUGCUUUACCCGUAACCGCAUUUGUGCGUUUACCUUGCGGAGGUAUCGGUGUGGAUUCCGACACAACUUGGAAUGAAAUCUAUACUGCGCCUGCAGCUCGAAUGGCCGUUGGGUGUACUGUUGAUCUAGCAUUUAGAACGUGGACGGGUGACAUUCGAAACGGUUUCGCCGUGGUCAGACCGCCGGGACACCAUGCUGAACCUCAGCAAGCUAUGGGAUUUUGUUUUUUUAAUUCCGUAGCAAUCGCCGCAAGACUGCUACAAAAAGAACACAGAGUUCAUAAGAUACUCAUUUUCGAUUGGGACGUGCAUCACGGUAACGGUACUCAAGAGAUAUUUUAUGAUGAUCCCCGUGUGCUUGUCAUAUCAAUACACCGGCAUGAUGAUGGAAAUUUUUUCCCAGGAACCGGUAGUCUGUCGGAAUGUGGAACGGGGGCAGGAUUAGGUUUUAAUAUUAAUAUUGGUUGGUCUGGUGGUCUCAAUCCACCACUUGGCGAUGCUGAAUAUAUGGCAGCAUUUAGGACAAUAGUAAUGCCGAUCGCACGCGAGUUUGGACCAGAUAUUGUUUUGGUCUCCGCCGGAUUCGCAGCAACAGACGGACAUGCGCCACCCCUCGGCGGUUACAAGGUCACCCCUGCCUGUUACGGUUAUAUGACACGGCAACUGAUGCAGUUGGCCAACGGACGCGUAGUCUUAGCUUUGGAGGGCGGUUACGAUCUCCCUUCCAUAUGCGACGCGGCGGAGGAGUGCGUGCGUGUACUUUUAGGUGAUCCACCUUCACCGAUAUCGACCAAUGAACUGUGCCGGCCCCCCUGUACCAAUGCCGUUAUUACCAUGCAAAAGGUUAUCGCGAUACAAUCCUUGCACUGGCCGUGUCUGCAGGAGAUAGCGAAAAGUGCAACUUGCUCAUAUAAUGAUGCGGUUAGAAACGAGAAGGAAGAUAAAGAAACUGUUUCGGCCAUGGCUAGUUUGUCCAUGCAACAGACAUCUGUUUUAGCCAACUGAACAUUCCCGCUGUCGCUCUGAGUGACCGCCUCUUAUUAAAUAAGAUCAAAUUAUUGUGUGUUUUAUUUUUGUUAUUAUAUUAAAAGUUUUUAAUAAAAUCAUUUAUUUACUU
Molecule: messenger RNA, 2741 nt
Organism: Photinus pyralis (common eastern firefly)
Lineage: Eukaryota; Metazoa; Arthropoda; Insecta; Coleoptera; Lampyridae
Gene: HDAC4
Product: histone deacetylase 7
Exons: 5
Coding region: 257-2629 (790 amino acids)
Biological process (GO): negative regulation of transcription by RNA polymerase II; chromatin organization
Cellular component (GO): histone deacetylase complex
Molecular function (GO): histone deacetylase activity
Source: RefSeq, a predicted model, not a curated record